CGCAUAUCGAGGACACAGGGGCGCGCCGCGGUUUCAACACAAGAUGGCUCCUCGCGCUGCUUCUCCGGCUAUGUCGGAGAACGAAUUCGACAUCACCAAUGCGCUUUUCCAGCAUGAUAGCGAUUCCGAGAUCGAGCAAGUUCCGAACAAGAAGGCCAAGCGCCAACAACCGCAGGCGGCCGCGCCGCAGCAACUAGACUUCCUAGGAGGAGCGGACGGCGGCGACGACGACGAGGAUGACGAGGCGUUCAUUGCAGAGACACAGGCGUCGGCCAACCGAAAAGCGUCGAACCUCAAGGGUCGGACGGUCAAGAAGGGCGGUGGUUUCCAGGCGAUGGGUCUGAAUGCGAAUCUGUUGAAAGCGAUCACCCGCAAGGGUUUCUCAGUCCCCACCCCCAUCCAGCGCAAGACGAUCCCCGUCAUCAUGGACGAUCAGGACGUGGUGGGCAUGGCCCGUACCGGUUCAGGAAAGACCGCCGCCUUCGUGAUCCCCAUGAUCGAGAAAUUGAAGAGCCACAGCACCAAGGUCGGAUCUCGUGCGCUGAUCCUGUCCCCGUCGCGUGAGUUGGCUUUGCAGACGUUGAAGGUCGUCAAGGAGCUUGGCAAGGGUACCGAUCUGAAGUCCGUGUUGCUGGUCGGUGGUGAUAGUCUUGAGGAGCAGUUCUCCAUGAUGGCUGGGAACCCGGAUAUUGUCAUCGCGACGCCCGGUCGUUUCCUGCACUUGAAGGUGGAGAUGAACUUGGAUAUGUCGAGUAUCCGCUACGUGGUCUUCGAUGAGGCCGAUCGACUCUUCGAGAUGGGUUUCGCCGCGCAGUUGACCGAGAUUCUGCACGGCCUGCCGCAGAGUCGCCAGACCCUGCUCUUCUCGGCCACCCUCCCCAAGUCGCUGGUCGAAUUCGCCCGGGCCGGUCUGCAGGACCCCACUCUUAUUCGUCUGGAUACUGAAAGCAAGAUCUCCCCCGAUCUUCAGAAUGCGUUCUUUUCCGUCAAAUCGGCCGAUAAGGAGGGUGCGUUGCUCUACAUUCUUCACGAUGUCAUCAAGAUGCCCACGGGUCCGACCGAGGCUUCCCAGCGUCUCAAGGAGGAUGAGAAGAGAAGUUUCAAGGAUAGGAAGCGCAAGCGAUCGGCAAUGGAUAAAGCUAUUAACACGAAGGAGUCUCCUACAAAACACUCAACUAUCGUCUUCGCAGCCACGAAACACCACGUCGAUUACCUGUACUCACUUUUGUGUGAAGCUGGUUUCGCGACUUCCUACGUCUACGGUUCUCUCGACCAGACUGCCCGUAAGAUUCAAGUCCAGAACUUCAGAUCCGGUAUCUCGAACAUCCUCGUCGUCACGGACGUUGCGGCCAGAGGUAUCGAUAUUCCCAUUCUCGCCAACGUCAUCAACUACGAUUUUCCCUCUCAGGCAAAGAUCUUCGUCCACCGUGUCGGUCGUACUGCUCGUGCUGGUCGGACGGGUUGGAGUUACAGUCUUGUUCGUGAUCAGGAUGCACCAUACCUGCUGGACUUGCAACUUUUCCUCGGCAGGAGGCUGGUGCUGGGACGUGAAUAUGGCGAUCAGGUCAACUACGCCGAAGACGUGGUCGUCGGAAGCAUUCCUCGAGAUGGUCUGUCCCAGAAUUGCGAAUGGGUAUCCAAGGUCGUUGAAGAUUCCACCGAUAUUUCCAACCAGCGUGCAGUCGCCGCCAAGGGUGAGAAGCUGUACAUGCGCACGCGUAACGCAGCCGCCCUCGAGAGCGCUAAGCGAGCAAAGCAAGUUGUUGCUUCCGAAAACUGGGUCGCCAUUCACCCUUUGUUCAACGACGAAACGUCUCAGAUGGAAGCCGAGCGCGAGAAGAUGCUGGCCCGCAUUGGUGGCUACCGGCCCUCGGAAACCAUUUUCGAAGUGAACAAUCGCCGCAGCGGCAAGCCUGAGAACGAGGAAGCUCUCAGCACAAUCAAACGGGUGCGCACGACGCUCGACUCGAAGAAGAAGCGCAAGGCGCAAGCCGAAGAACAGUCCGAGUUCGUCGAGGAUGCUGUCUCCGGAGCCAAGGGCGACAAGGACGAGGAGGAAGCCGGCGCCGAUGCUGCUCAGAGUGCCUUUGACGAUGACGACGAUGACGAAGGCCAUGGCGUCCCCGACAACAUGUCCAUGGCCUCGGAAUCGGACUUCGAGGUCACAUUUUCGGCCUACGGAAAUGGCAAGAAGGACAAGAAGGAGAGCGCGGCUUCCUUCCAGAACCCCGACUACUUCAUGUCUUACACGCCCACAAACAUCAACCUGGCGGAGGAUCGCGCCUACGGUGUGCACUCGGGCACGAACGCUAACUUCGCGCAGGCGUCGCGCGAUGCCGCCAUGGAUCUUCUGGGUGACGAGGGCAGCCGCGGGUUCGGAGAGCCUCGCACCAUGAUGCGGUGGGACAAGCGCCACAAGAAGUACGUGGCCCGCCAGAACGACGAGGACGGAUCCAAGGGCACCCGCCUGGUGCGCGGCGAGAGUGGCGCCAAGAUCGCCGCCAGUUUCCGGAGCGGCCGCUUCGACGCCUGGAAGAAGGGCAAGCGGCUGGGUCGUCUGCCGCGUGUGGGUGAGGCCGAGACCCCCGGUCUCUCGGCGGAUCUGGAUGCGGCCCGCCGCGGCCAGCGGUUCCGUCAUCGCCAGGAGCGGGCGCCCAAGCGCGCUGAUCCUCUGCGUGGUGACUAUGAGAAGAUGAAGAAGAAGAACGAUGCGGCCAAGGAGCGCCAAUUCUCCAAGUUCGGUGGUGCAGCGGCUGGUGGUAAGAGCGAGCUGAAGGGCACGGAUGAUAUCCGGAUCGCGCGGAAGUUGAAGCAGAAGAGGAUGGAGAAGAAUGCUCGGCCUUCCAGGAAGAGGUAGAGCAUUUCCUGUCGGUUGCUAUUCUUUCUUUCCGCUUCGUUUCUUCUUUGUAUAUACCACUUGUUUGGGACGGUCAUCAAAAAUCUGCUUUGUACUUCUGUGUAGAUACCUCAAUGCUGGGUUGCGAGAAUUCUUAUGGGAAUCAAAUCAA
Molecule: messenger RNA, 3008 nt
Organism: Aspergillus homomorphus CBS 101889
Lineage: Eukaryota; Fungi; Ascomycota; Eurotiomycetes; Eurotiales; Aspergillaceae
Product: ATP-dependent RNA helicase DBP10
Exons: 1
Coding region: 44-2857 (937 amino acids)
Cellular component (GO): nucleus
Molecular function (GO): ATP binding; RNA binding; RNA helicase activity
Source: RefSeq, a predicted model, not a curated record